Messenger RNA from Funneliformis caledonium, 576 nucleotides. The record is from the annotation of a GenBank genome assembly. Lineage: Eukaryota; Fungi; Glomeromycota; Glomeromycetes; Glomerales; Glomeraceae.
AUGACUUUAGUUUCUCACACUAGAGUUUCUAUUGACAGUGGGUCUGUUCUACCAAAGACUCCAAGUUCCUUAGGUAGAGCUACGCAAGAGGUUCCUGUUAAACAACGGUUUGUUAUCAGCAAAAUGAUCUUAAAUAAUUUUAAGUCGUACUUUGGUAAACAGGAAAUAGAUGCGCUUUUAUUUGUAUUUGGUUAUCGAGCAAAUAAAAUGAGGCAAGCCAAAUUAUCAGAACUUAUUCAUUCAUCACAAGGAUGUGAAAAUCUGGAUGCUUGCAGUGUUGAUAUAUAUUUUGACGAAAUUCUUGAUUUGCCUGGUUCGAAUAAUUAUGAGAACUUCAAAUAUAAGGUCUCUCUUGAAGAAGCAAAUGAAAAAGGUGAAACAUUGGAUGAAGAACGAGCAGAAAAAUUAAAUCGCGUUAAAAUAGUUGAAAAGGAGAAACUAAGUUUAAAGGCCAAGAAUAAAGAAGCAAAAAAUUAUCUCCGAGAUGAAAACACAUUAACUUUGAAACAGUCCGCCCUUUAUCAAAAAAAAUUGCUAGGGUGUAAGAUUAAUUCUGAAAUAUCUACUAAGGCUGUG